CCAUUACGUGCUGUAAAAGCUCGAUAUUGUAUCACUCUAAAGGCUGAUCUUAUGUUGUGCUGCAAUUCGGACUAACGACAUUUAGUUUCCUGUUUAAACUCAGUUCAUAACAAUGGUGACAGAACGGUGGUCAACAGCUGCUCUCUUCGUUCUCAUUUCAAUGUCUCUAUCAGGUAUGGAGGCUGGUGAUGUAGUUCAAACUCCCACUUCAAUUCAUGUAAUGGAAGGCGAGAGUGUGAUUUUGAACUGCUCCUUUCAUUUGCAAGGACUGGGUGCCUACAGUUGGAGAAGAGACGACAGUCCCAUAAACUUUGAAUCACCGAGAUACAAACAAAGAAUUAUAAAAGCUGACCAUCAUGCUUUCAAGUCGGGGAAAGACGCAUCUAUUCAAAUUACGAAUACGACAGAGUGCGACUCCGGCACAUAUUACUGUGAGAUUGAAAUAAUGGGGAAACAGAAGAGUACAGGCAAUGGAACCGUGGUUACUGUAGAACGGCAUGCUUGUGAUAAAGCAAAAUAUUUAAAAACCAUGUCAUUUGAAUGGAUAUGGAUUGCAGUGGCAGGAGGAGUCACGUUGCUGGUCACUCUGUCGCUGCUUGUGGUAAUCAUAAUUCUUGCUCGACGAAACAAAGCAUACGCUUUGCUUGUCAGAGAAUGUUCCUCCUUCGACUCUACAAAAGAGCUGGAAUUGCCAAAAAGGAAGAAAAUGCGAAAUCCUGAACAGCACCAGCUUGAUGAUGCUUACCAUAACUGCCAGGGUAACGAAGCCAAGCCAAAGAAACAGCAUCCACAACCUCCAAAGAGAAACAUGGAGUAGAUUUCCCUGUAGAUCGUUCAGUAUCAGAUAUUGAUAUCAAACAUCCAACCGUAUCAAAAGAAAAUGUAAGAUAAAAAGAAACGUACUACUUUCAACUUUUGAGUUUUGUGCGUGGAUUAGUUGUUGACCAUUUAUGUACAGUAUAUGUCGUAUGAAAACUUAAAUAUGUGAAAUCCCUUCUUUUACAAUUAAUUCUUCUUCAAUCUUUCAUGUGCUGUUACCAAUGAACAAUCUAUUGUCAGCAAUAAUUGAAACAAUUAAUAAUCAAUGCAAAGCUGCAUUCCACAGAAAUUCUUCAUAAUAACUAAAUAUUUGAAGAAAUUACACAUAUACAUGCUUUAUUUAUUCCAUUUACUGCUUGCAUUUUCUCGAUGCCAUAUGAGUUUUUCUUAUUAAUCUCAUGCUACAAAUACUUACUUCUUAGACUUCUACCUCCUCCUUGUACCAUCAUAUUUUCAAAUCUGGCUAGGUCAAUGUCCUAAUCAGUAGUUUAAAAUCAUUCUUCUAAAUACAUUAGAAUUGUAAGGAUUCUCGAUUCUCUCAGUUCACUCAAUCUGCUACAAGACAAAGGCCUUUAAAACCUAAGUUUGCCACCAAGUAAACACUUUACUGAAGUUGCUUAACAACUUUGAUAUUGUGAACUCUGGGUUUUAAACAUAUAUUUCAGCUUCCACACAGUAAAAAUAGUUUCUGUCUAUAUAUGUUUUGCUGUGUGUUUGCAUAAAAGCAUAGCAGAUAACAUUCAGCACUGGCGUCCAGAAAGAUACUAUGGGUUAUCUGCGGAUUUUCACUCCUGACAGUUGUUAAUGGAGAAAGCAUUUCAUGGGCCAAGCAUUUACUAGUCAAUCUAAAAGAUGAGACCUGGGUAAUGUCAUACUAAACUGGGAGAAAGAUUACAAUGGAAUGUGUUUGUCAAGAAGUUGCCUCUGACUAACAACUGAAAAUAUGAAGUAUAAUAAAACGUAGAGUCGAAAUGA
Molecule: messenger RNA, 1794 nt
Organism: Rhincodon typus (whale shark)
Lineage: Eukaryota; Metazoa; Chordata; Chondrichthyes; Orectolobiformes; Rhincodontidae
Product: natural cytotoxicity triggering receptor 3-like
Exons: 7
Coding region: 113-817 (234 amino acids)
Biological process (GO): immune response-activating cell surface receptor signaling pathway; positive regulation of natural killer cell mediated cytotoxicity
Source: RefSeq, a predicted model, not a curated record